Tribolium madens (black flour beetle) is the source of this 5293-nucleotide messenger RNA. RefSeq names its product disks large homolog 5 (gene Dlg5). The transcript is spliced from 10 exons. The record is from RefSeq and is a predicted model, not a curated record. The coding region runs from base 132 to 5015 and encodes 1627 amino acids. Gene Ontology annotation, molecular function: protein binding. Lineage: Eukaryota; Metazoa; Arthropoda; Insecta; Coleoptera; Tenebrionidae.
UGCCGAUGUGUUGACACUCCAUGAUAAAAGACGAAGUAGCAGUAAAGAUGGUGGUUAGUGGUUAAAUUUUAAAUUAAAUUAGGAAUAACCAAAUGUGAUGAUUCGUGAAUUCACGGCAUCCUGAGGGUGUGAUGGCGUCAAAUAGCGAUGGUAGUGGAAGCAAUGGUACUUCGCCGCGGAAUUUAAGCAUAAAUGCUUCAAGGGACUAUGACACACUGAAACAACAAUACGAAAAAGCCAACAGUGAAUUAAGCAACUCAAGAAGACGUUGCGAUCAUGCUCUCAAUGAUCUGGACUACUUUAGAGAACAACACAGAGCGGCAAUGAACCAACUCGAAGUGUCAUCUCAAGACUCUGCUUCUCUCAGAACAAGAUACUCAGAAUUGUUAAGUGAAAAACAGAGAUUGGAACAAGAAAACCAGAGAUUAAGAAAAGAGUUAAAUGAGGUGCACAGACAACAGCAGGAUGUUGUUUUGCUUGCAGAAAAUGGAAAUUCAGAUUCUUUGUACAUUUCGCAUUCACAAGCUUUAUCAAAGUUGGAACUGGCAAAGGAUGAGAAUAACCGGUUAGCGAAGCAGUUUGAACAAGAAAGAAAUAAUGCACAACGAGAAAUAGACAGUUUGAAGCAGCAGGUUCUCAAGUACUACAAAGCCCACCAAAAAGUCCAACAACAAUAUGAGGAAGCAGAAAAACAGAUCGUUGCAAUAAAAAUCAAAGCAAACAAAGAAGUGAAACGCUUAACCGACGAACGGAACGCAACUCUAGCAGAAUACACUUUAGUAAUGAGCGAGAGAGAUCAAGUUCACAAAGAAAUGGAAAAGUUGAGCGACGAUUUAGCACAAGCUUUGAAAAAAGGCAAAAUGUUGGACGCUGACAAUCAAGAGUUGGUCGGUGAAAAACAAGCAAUUGGGUACCAAUUGGAGUCCCUCCGACGUGAAAUCGCGAGCGCCCUCUAUGAGCGUGAUAAAGCUUUGAAGGAGUGCGCCGAUUUGCGAGAGAAGUUUGGUGAAUUGGGGGCCUCCAAUGACGAUAAUCGGAGAAGGGAGCAGACGAGGUCUAGGCACUUGGAGGGAUUAGGUGGUCCAUGUGAAAAUGUGGGUCGGAAAGAUGCCCUCCAGUCGGAUGUUCGUACGAUUGGGCAAAGGCAACGACUUGAUAAUUUGGAUCAAGCUAAUCAAGAGUUGGAGUCUUUAAGGAAGAGUCUAGAUAAGGCUCAAACUGAAUUGUCUGAAGCUAUCCAAGAGGCAGAAGUUUCAAAAGGGCGACGAGACUGGGCAUUUUCCGAACGUGAUAAAAUCGUCCAAGAACGCGAAAGUAUAAGGACUUUGUGUGAUAAUAUGCGCAAAGAACGCGAUCGGGCCGUCUCGGAACUUGCCGAGUCACUUCGCGAGUCAGACGCUUUGAAAAAACAACGAAACGAGCUUCUUAAAGAAGUUAAAGCUUUGAAGGAAAUGCUGGAAGCUCAUAUUGUUGACCAUGACGAUGAUCAUUUUGGUAAUCACAGUGAUAUUGACGAUAGUACCGAAAUACUGGAAGUUGAGUUGACUUGUGAUGGAACGGCCGAUUUAGGAUUAGAGUUGGCUGGAGGUCGGGAUGAUCCACAUUUUCCCGGAGAUGGCGCUGUGUAUGUCGCUGCUGUGGCCGAGGGGUCUAUAGCUGACGGAAAAUUGAGACCUAAUGAUCGCAUAUCAAGAGUCAACGAUGUUGACUGUAGUGCUGUAUCGCGAAGGAUGGUAAUAGAAGCCAUUAGGGCAAGUCUUCCGGUGGCGAGAAUCGUCGUUAGUAGGAGGCGAAGGCGAGGGCCGAGUCCUUCACCUAGCAUACCAUCGCAGGUUACCAAAUGGGUUCAUACUGCGCGAUUGGUGCCCGGGUGUCAUGGCCUUACUCUAAAUACCGGGGUUUAUAUUAGUAGAAUAAGCGACGGGAGUCUUGCCGCCAAAGAUAAGAGUCUUUCAAUAGGAGAUCGAAUACUCAGAAUCAAUGAAAAAUCCAUGGAUGACAUAGAAAGCAUCCACGAAGCAAUGCGGGUCCUUAAUGACGACUCCGUCGACGUUAUCACUGUCACAGCUUUGAAGAUAAGCCAUCCAGAGUGUCCCAAUGUCUUCACCCCUGUUCGGCGUCACAAGCGCGAAAAUCGCAGUUCCCAGACCGAUGAACACGAUUAUCUUUCCAAUCAGCAAGAGAAAAAUAAUGGCGGAGCGUGGUUUAAAGAGAAGAUUGAUCUGAUGAGAGGUAGACGUCAUACCAAAGAUAACGAUAAGAAAAAAUAUCGGAACAGUUCGCCCAGUCCUUUGGAAUUGGCCGAUCCGGAACAAGCCAUUGCCGAAUUGGACUUGGUUUUGGAUAGUUACAGGGGGAAUGCUAAUGUUGGGACUGUGAAACGAACGAAAAGAGGUACCAAGGAACAGGAGAAGAAUGGGGGAACGUGGCCUAAAGCGAAAGCCACGGCGUUGCUUCAACCAGUCCUUGGAAGUACUGUGGUCGUUCGAAACAAGGAACGUCCCCCUUUGAGUUUGUUGAAGGAGGCAGGAGCUGAAUAUCACAGAAAUUCCACUCCUGUGCCAUUGCCCAUAGCUUCUAUGGGUCCUCGCCCAAGCAACCGCCACUCCGUCUACAAAAGCGUAGACGGCGGUGGUUCCCACUUUAGUACCACUGGGGAUUCCUUCGAAAAACUUCGUUCGCCCCCAUCGAACCGCCUAAGUGCCAACAUGAAUUCCGACAACAGUCUCGAUUACCCAGUUCAUCGCUACGCUGAUAAAGACGUCCAUACGUACUACAAGAAAAACAAACUCGGAAAAUAUGCCUUUGAUUGCGAUCGAGACAGUGUCAUAGGUCACACUGAGUCUUCCCAAGGGAACAGUUCUGUACCUACUUCCCAUAGCCGUAUCCAUAGCCAGUUUUGGGUACCUCCACGGACCUACUACCCCUUCCACCCACACCCUCAUGUCGAUUUCGACCACUCGAUUCACCACACACAUAGUCCCUCUGUAGAUGGCGCUAGUCGGAAAAUGAUCAACCCUGUCGGUCCAAUGCCGUACCGAGAAACGGAUCUUCUGGAAGGGGGGACGUUUCCGAGGAAAAACCAACGAUUUGUAGUACCCUCAAACCCGAGCAUUACAUCGAAAGUUAGCACCGGGAGCAUAGAGAGAAGUUCGGAACGAGGAAGUCCAAUGCCGAUUUUUCAUGUUGAAGUCUUGAGUCCGGGCGAGGCCGGUAGUAGUGGCAAGGAGUGUUGUUCGUGGGUUGGGGGACAGUAUAAGCCUCUACCAGGAGAACUGAGACGCGUUCAUAUUGACAAGUCGAACGAACCGUUAGGAAUUCAAAUCAAUUGUCGCGAAAGUGGAGGGAUUUUUGUAUCAACGGUAAAUGAUAAUAGUUUGGCGAGUCGAGUGGGAUUACAAAUCGGGGAUCAGUUGUUGGAAGUUUGUGGGAUUAACAUGCGGAAUGCUACGUAUAAUCUAGCAGCGAAUGUGUUGCGACAAUGUGGGAAUUCCAUCACUAUGUUGGUUCAAUACAGCCCAGAUAAAUACAACGAAUUAGAAGGUUCGGGCUCUUGUUCUGGCUCAAGUUCAAACGAUGACGAAGGUGAUGGUGAGACCACACCAUGUAAUUCACCUAAAGAAAUACGAAAAUCUCAUCCAGUGGGCAUUACUAAGUUACCACCGCCGACUUCUUUGUUAAGAGUGGGGCAGCAAUCUUCAUCACUGCAAAGACAAAAUAACAGCUCUAGAGACGACGAUGAGCCCCGCUUCCUAUACAUCGAAACGCUAAAAACCUCAAAUUUGGGGAUUUCCCUAGUUGGGGGCAACGCUGCCGGUAUUUUUAUUCAUUCGGUUCAACCGGACUCUCUUGCAUACCAUGCCGGCUUACGUACUGGGGAUCAAAUUCUGGAAUACAACGGAAGUGACCUUCGGAAUGCCACAGCUGAAGAAGCUGCAUAUGAAUUGGCCAAACCGGCCGAUAAAGUCACCGUUUCAGCCCACUACCGCAUCGAUAGAUAUAACGAAAUUAAAGAUAAGCCAGGCGAUAGCUUAUACGUCCGUUGCGGUUUUGACCGUUCUGGGAAUGAACACACGGAGCCACCUCAACUCGCUUUUGCCAAAGACGAUGUCCUCUAUGUCGACAAUACGAUGUUUAAUGGAGUUCCAGGUCAAUGGCGUGCUUGGAGGUUGGAUAACGAAGGUCGGCGACAGCAAUGUGGAGUAAUCCCGAGUAAAUACAAAGUUGAGGAAGAGAUGCUUUUGCGAAGAGGUGCCGAUUUGGAUCAAACCGGACGUCCGGUUUCAGUGGGAUCAUCAAUAGCACGUCGGAGUUUCUUCAGGCGGAAAAAACACCAAAGGCAUUCGAAAGAACUAGCCAGUUUUUGUAGUCUUGCAGGCCCAGGAUGGUAUUCCGAUGGCGGGUCUUUGCAUGAAGAGCCGGCUCCUCCUCCGGCUUACCAGAGAGUAGAAAGAUUACCUUUCCCUGAGUUUCGACCUGUAUUGGUGUUGGGUCCUUUGGCUGAAUGUGUUGUGGAUAAAUUAGUUAGUGAUUUCCCGGAUGAAUUCGGACGAGCUCCUGCAGAGACCCGACGUUGCUCUCAGGCCCAACUUGAUCGGGAGUUGGCCGAUGGCCACUUAGUGGAGUACCGCCGACGGGGGAGCUGCUGGGAAUGUGUCACUGUGGCCGCAGUGAGACAAGUCUCGCGAGCUCACCUCCACUGUAUGUUAGACGUGGCUGCAAGUAGUGUCGAGCGGCUUCACCGUCAUGGUAUAUACCCGGUGGUACUCCUCAUCAAGUUCAAGAGUACCAAGCAGAUCCGGGAAGUGAAGGACGCCUUGAGAUACAGCUUGGACAAGUUGUCUGGCAAAGCAGCGAAAGAGAUGUUUGAACACGGACAUAAAUUAGAAGCUGAAUACCGACAUUUGGUGACAGCUGUUGUAGCAGCUGGGGCGAAUGUGGCACACGUAUGUGCCCAAGUUAAAGCCGCCGUUGAUGCUGAACAUAGAAAGAGUCAAUGGGUACCAGUCGGUUGAAAUCAUGUCAAUUAAAUAUGUGCCUAUUUUUCACUUUUAUAACAUUUGUACUCGAUAAUUAGUUUUGCUUACAGAAUUUACAUAAUCAGCAGUUUUGUUAAAUUUGUAACUGUUUUACUAUUAGCUCGCACUGUUAAUCAGUAUUUUAUAUUUUAUUUUUUGACUCUUAUUAUAUUGUACAUAUACAAUUUAAGUAAACUAAGGUAGGUGGUUGUAUAUUAUUUCAUUACUGUGAUUAUUUUAUUGUUCUUUUAAAGAAAAUAAAUGUUUAAACACUA